AGCAUACCAGCCACGACGUUUAAUAAGCCAGUUGUUAUCCGACCGUGUCAUCCACUCGUUGCAUAAUGUCGCUGAUCCAAGAAUUCUAUGCUGGAGAAAGUAUCUUGAUAACCGGCGGAACUGGCUUUAUAGGUAAAAUACUAACGGCAAAGUUGCUGAGAAGCUGUCGAAACGUCGGGACCAUCUACCUCCUCGUUCGUCCGAAGAAGGGUAAAACCCCGCAAGAACGAAUCGAAGCUCUAUUCGAAAACUCGGUUUUCGACGUCUUGAGGGCCGAGUGUCCGCAGUUUGCGAACAACGUGGUUGGACUGGCCGGUGACGUCGAGAGUUCUGAGCUCGGUUUAUCGGCCGCAGAUCGUCAACGCGUGAUCAACGAGGUUUCGAUUAUAUUUCAUGCUGCUGCCUCCGUGAGAUUCGACGAGGAAUUCAACAAGGCCGUUUCCGUGAACGUCAAUGGUGUAAAGCACAUCAUCGACAUCGCCAAGUCUUGCAAAAACUUCAAGGUCGGUGUUUGCAUCUCCACUGCCUUCAGCAACUGCGUUAGGGAAAGAAUCGACGAGCUGAUCUACGCGUCCCCAAUUAGCUGGGAGGAUGUCAAUCAACUGACCGAAAUUGCCGAACGUAGCAACUGGACGGAGAGCGUGAGACAGAAAUUCGCAACAGCGAUCGUGGGAGAGUGGCCGAACACGUACACAUUCACGAAGGCUAUCGCAGAGGGUACCGUGGCUGAAUAUGCAAAAGACAUGCCGUUCGCUAUUUUCAGGCCAUCCAUCGUGGUGGCAACUAAUAAAGAACCUUUUCCCGGUUGGGUCGACAAUGUGAUGGGUAUCCAUGGAAUUUUGGUUGGAAUGGGCAUAGGCAUCAUUCGCACCAUGCAAGUGGACGGUGACGCCGUAGUUGACCUUGUUCCAGCUGACAUGGUCUGCAAUGCUCUUCUUGCCUGCGCGUGGGAAACUGCAACCACUGACAAAAGCAUGCGUACAAUGAUCAGAUCUGUUCGCCCGAAUUUCAGACACUUCGAGGACGUUCCCGUCUAUAACUACGUGUCUAGACCUGAAAAUUCGAUUACAUGGAAGAGGUUCUACAACUUGUGCACCGAUUAUUCAUACACCAAACCGUCGUGUUCGGCUAUUUAUUAUAACAGUGUUACUCUUGUGAAAUCGAAGCUGGUUUUCGUGAUUUUGGAUUUCUUUCUGCACCUGAUUCCAGCCUUGCUCAUAGACGCUUUGUGCAGACUGAUCGGAAAACAGCCAACUUUCCACCGACUUUACAAGAAAAUUAGCAAAAUGUUUGGUGUCGUAACGUUCUUUUGUACCCGAGAGUGGGACUUCAGAAAUCAUCGAGUGCAAAACCUUUGGGCACGACUCGACCAUAAAGACAAGGAACUUUUUCCAUUCAGUACGAAGGUCCUUGACUGGAAAGAAUACAUGAAGAUACAGGUUGCCGGCAUUCAGAAGUUCCUCCUGAAGGACAAGGAUGAAGAUUUGGGAAAAGCGAGACAGCGACACUUCAUCCUCUAUGUCAUUCACAUUGCGGUACGUCUGAUCUUCGUCACUUUUGUAAUUUGGAUUACUUGGAAGGUGACUUGCGGAAGGACGUUUCCCGCCAGGGUGGAUGGUACUCGGUAUGAAUAAGGUUUAUUCUUCAAUCUGGGCCGGCAAAAAAUCAAGUCGUAAAAUAAGACCAGCGCUGUUCAUGCUUCACACGUCUUUGUUAUUCCAAGAUUUGAUUCCGACUCCCGUAACGUACUGCACUUAUUCUGUGACUCUAUUAUGUCUGAAAUCAAUAUUCAAUGCGUGUAUAAUAUAUAACACUAUCUGAUUAUUAUGUUUAAGAAUAUCGAAUCAUGAUAUGUUGAAUGAUUAAAAAAAUUACACCUACGUGUCUUUGCCACGAUUCG
Molecule: messenger RNA, 1900 nt
Organism: Neodiprion virginianus
Lineage: Eukaryota; Metazoa; Arthropoda; Insecta; Hymenoptera; Diprionidae
Product: fatty acyl-CoA reductase wat-like
Exons: 10
Coding region: 66-1634 (522 amino acids)
Biological process (GO): long-chain fatty-acyl-CoA metabolic process
Cellular component (GO): peroxisome
Molecular function (GO): alcohol-forming very long-chain fatty acyl-CoA reductase (NADP+) activity
Source: RefSeq, a predicted model, not a curated record